AUGGUUGAAUGGACCUCGCCCCACUCAGGUAGACUGCUGGGCACACACUCUGCAGGAACGCCCACCAUCCUCAUUGCCUCGACAGGAUGGGGCAAAACCUCGGCCUUCUUUGGCCCCAUCCUCGUUCUGCGCCAUCUCAUCAAGAAUCCACGACCCAAUCUCAACAUACCAAGGCUGCCUCGGAAACCUGUGGCUUUGGUGGUGACACUGUUGAUUGAGCUGGGAUACGCCCAUUCUCUGGAAAUCAAGGAGUACGGCCUUAAGGCCAUUUGUCUGACAGCCGAAUCGUUGCAUGCAGCAUCGAAGGAGGGCCGGAACCUCUUGCAGGAGAUUCGUCGAUGCGAGUGGUCCAUCGUAUUGCUGUCUGCGGAGCGCCUCGUAUCCCGCGAAGUCGACACCAUCUUGCGAGACAGUAACUUCCAAGCAAACCUCAUUGUUUUUGGCAUCAACAAGACCCAUCUUCUUGUUCCGUGGGGCAAAGACUUCCGCAAAGUGUAUCGCCAAAUCGCACUCCUUCGGUUCCGUCUUCCCGACCACACUGCGCUCGUUGCCGCUUCAGCCACACUUUCCGAAGAGGAUGACUAUGUUGCCCUCCUUGCCGCACUCAAGCUCGACGCCAACGAGGUUCACUGCAUUCGGCUUUCCUGCAAGCGACCAAAUGUGCGCGCCGUCUUCCGCUAUCUCUCACACACCCUCGGCAGCUACCAAUUCCCCGACACUAAGUAUUGA
Cyclocybe aegerita is the source of this 729-nucleotide messenger RNA. Lineage: Eukaryota; Fungi; Basidiomycota; Agaricomycetes; Agaricales; Hemipholiotaceae. The record is from the annotation of a GenBank genome assembly.